CACCCAAAUCACUUUAACCCUGACCACCAAGAAAACCCAAAAUCUCUGUACACUAGGGUUUAACACCACCAUUUCUUCCGUUUCCUACCACCACCACCACCGCCAUGACAGUAACUCGCUUCCUCCUCCGCUCCCUCCGCCGCCUCUCCCCCCUCCAAACCACCACACUUUCCCCCACCUUCACCCUAAAACCCUCACACCAGCCCCAACCGCAUGUCAUCCCCACCCGCUCCUUCGCUUUCUCCUCCGCCGAAGAAGCCGCCGCUGAACGCCGCCGUCGCAAACGCCGCCUCCGCAUCGAGCCGCCACUACACGCGCUCCAACGUGAUCCCAACUCCCCACGCCCUAAACGCGACCCUAACCAACCCGACACCACCUCCGCCCUCGUCGGCCCCCGCCUCAGUCUCCACAACCGCGUCCAAUCCCUGAUCCGCGCUGGCGAUCUCGACAACGCUUCUGUCGUCGCUCGCCAAUCAGUAUUCUCCACCACUCGCCCCACCGUCUUCACUUGCAACGCCAUUAUCGGCUCCAUGUAUCGCGCAAAACGGUAUUCGGAUGCUAUCGCGCUGUUUACUUACUUUUUUAAGCAGUGUAAUAUUGUCCCGAAUGUUGUUUCGUAUAAUUUUUUAAUUGUUUCGUAUUGUGAGAGUGGAGAGGUGGAUAAAGGAUUAGAAGUGUAUCAACAUAUCAAGGAGAAUGCGCCUUUUAGCCCGUCCGCAGUUACUUUUCGUCAUUUAACGAAAGGUUUGGUUGACGCCGGGCGGAUUGAUGAGGCGGUUAACUUGUUGUGGAAAAUGGUAGGGGAUGGGCAUGGGGCGGAUUCAAGUGUUUUUAAUAAUGUUAUAUUAGGGUUUUUGAAUUUAGGGAAUUUGGAAAAGGCGAAUGAGUUUUUUGAUGAGUUGAAGAGCAGGUGUAUGGUUUACGAUGGGAUUGUUAAUGCUACAUUUAUGGAGUGGUUUUUCAGUCAAGGUAGGGUGAGAGAGGCGAUGGAGUCGUAUAAGUCAUUGUUGGAUAAGGAGUUUAAGAUGGUUCCGGCUACGUGUAAUGUACUUUUGGAGGUUUUGCUUAAAUGGGGGAGGAAAGUUGAAGCAGAGGCGUUGUUUGAUAGUAUGUUGGAUAGGCAUACGCCGCCUGUUGUUCAGGCGGUGAAUUCGGAUACGUUUAACUUGAUGGUGAAUGAGUGUUUUAAGGAGGGCAGAGAGUUGGAGGCUUACAGUGUGUUUAAGAAGGCGGGUAAAGCGCCAAAGUCGAAGCCUUUUGCGAUGGAUACGGCUGGGUUUAAUAACAUGAUUAUGAGGUAUUGUGAGAAAGAUAUGGUGGAUGAUGCUGAGAAAAUGUAUGUGGAGUUGUGUGGUAAAUCUUUAUCUCCUGAUGUCAACACCUAUAGGACAUUGAUUGAUGCUUAUUUAAAAUUAGGAAGAAUCGAUGAGGCUAUGGAGAAGUAUACGAAGAUGGUGGAGGCUGGCUUGAGAGUGAUUCCUACUUACGCUAACAAAUGGUUUUCUGAACUAAUUGAAAACGGAAAGGUUCUUGAGUGUGUACCGAUUUUGACUAAAAUGGGUGAAAAGGAUCCAAAACCGGAUGCGACUACUUAUGAUAUUGUGAUCAGGGCGCUUUGUGCAGUCUCUAAUUAUGACACAAGUUUGUCUUUGUUACAACAAAUGGUCAGUUAUGGUGUUGGUGUAACUCCUGUACUUAAGGAGCACGUGUUGGAUGUUUUCGACAAGGUUGGGCGCAGGGACGAGAUUGAUCGGCUUCUAAAUGCCAGAUGGUCAGGUUAUGCUGCAAACGUGUCUCCAGCACAGCGGCAUGGUGGUGCAAAUCCGAAUGGAUAUCGGCAGCAGACUGAAAGUACACCUCAUGCUAAUGGGAACGGGUAUAGGAAUGGGCAUGGACAUAUGCAACAGCAUGUGAAUUGGCAGCAAAGCAAUAACGGAAAUGAUUAUUCGAAUAGACAGCAAGAUAACGUUAGAAACACGCAACAGUAUGAUAAUGGAAGCUACAGUGGAAGUGGGCAGCAGUAUCAUCAGGGAAACAAUAACGGAUAUGAACAACCACAGUAUAAUAAUAGAAGUUAUGUUGGAAAUGGGCAGCAAUACAAUACUGGAACUUGGAAUGGAAAUGGGAACGGGAAUGGACAACAGUACAGCAAUGGAGGCUAUAACGGCAAUGGACAGCAGUAUGGAUCUGGCUUCCAGAAUGGACAACAGUACAGCAAUGGAGGCUAUAAUGGCAAUGGACAGCAGUAUGGAGGCGGAUCGCACUAUGGAAAUUGGCAGCAGAAUGGCAGUGAUCAGCAAGUAAUAAAUGGGGAGCAAGGAUAUGAGCAGCCUCAAACUGGCUCUGUUGCGCUUUGAUUACUUUUAGAACUACGGUAUAAGGUAUUUAUUUAAUAUUUCUCUUUUUGAGAUAGUUGCCAAGAAAUACAUGUCACACCUCUUGAUUGUCAUCCUCUGCAGUGUGCAAUCAUAAGCGAUAUUUUCCCUAACUUUUGCUCUGGGGCCUACUUGUAUGUUAUUUACCGAAAUGCCAUUUAGUUGUUUUUUAUUUGCAAGACAGAAAAUUGAGGUCGUAACGAUAAAGUAUAUUUAAGUUUUAUAUUCUUUAUAUGAAACAAAACAUACUGUGAACGUAGCACAUCGUUUGCUGUUGCCCAGGUUCAGUUUUGAAUU
Helianthus annuus (common sunflower) is the source of this 2672-nucleotide messenger RNA. Its product is annotated as pentatricopeptide repeat-containing protein At1g10270. Bases 105 to 2357 code for a protein of 750 amino acids. Gene Ontology annotation, cellular component: chloroplast. NCBI's taxonomy places the organism in Eukaryota, Viridiplantae, Streptophyta, Magnoliopsida, Asterales, Asteraceae. The record is from RefSeq and is a predicted model, not a curated record. The transcript has a single exon. Gene Ontology annotation, molecular function: protein binding.